ACCAUUGUACCCGGCUCCUCCCUGUGAGACGGUGUGGGGGUGAGGUCCACCUCCACGGAGGCACACAACCUCUCACACCUCUCCCCCCUCCUGCUGCUCCAACCCUAUAAAAAAACAGAGCUGGCUCUCCUGUUCCCCAGUCUCAUAACGACCAAUCACCCACCAGACCUCCAUCAUGAAAUUCCUGGCUCUCGCACUAACCAUCCUGCUGGCCGCAGGUACCCAGGCUUUUCCUAUGCAGGCUGAUGCUCCCUCUCAGCUGGAGCAUGUGAAGGCAGCCUUGAGCAUGUACAUAGCUCAGGUGAAGUUGACCGCACAGAGGUCCAUUGACCUUCUGGAUGACACAGAGUACAAAGAGUACAAGAUGCAGCUGACCCAGAGCCUUGACAACCUCCAGCAGUAUGCUGAUGCCACCUCCCAGUCCCUGGCCCCCUACAGCGAAGCCUUCGGCACCCAGUUGACUGACGCCACCGCCGCCGUGCGCACUGAGGUCAUGAAGGACGUGGAGGAGCUGCGCUCCCAGCUGGAGCCCAAGCGCGCCGAACUCAAGGAAGUCCUGGACAAGCACAUAGAUGAGUACCGCAAGAAGCUGGAGCCCCUGAUCAAGGAGCACAUCGAACUGCGCCGCACCGAGAUGGAGGCCUUCAGGGCCAAGAUGGAGCCCGUUGUGGAGGAGUUGCGCGCCAAGGUGGCCAUCAACGUGGAGGAGACCAAGACCAAGCUCAUGCCCAUUGUGGAGAUUGUCCGUGCCAAGCUGACCGAGCGUCUGGAGGAGCUGAGGACCCUGGCCGCCCCCUACGCUGAGGAGUACAAGGAGCAGAUGAUCAAGGCUGUUGGAGAGGUGCGUGAGAAGGUGUCUCCCCUGUCUGAGGACUUCAAGGGCCAGGUGGGCCCCGCAGCCGAACAGGCCAAGCAAAAGCUCCUGGCUUUCUACGAGACCAUCAGCCAGGCCAUGAAGGCAUAAACACGCUCUCAGCCAGACCCUCCCUUCCCGUCUCACUCACACUGACUCACACACCAUACGUACCACGCCAAUGCCAAACUGAUGCACUUCCUCUGCAGCGGCAUGGCAGGACUCUUGCUCUCUCUAACGCACCACCAUAUGCGCUCAAGCACACGCAAGCGCAGACACUAACGCACUAUUGCAUACAUUCAGUUUUGAGUUGUGUUCAGGGCCUGUGUGCACAAUCCUGGGCCUGCAUAAUGUUGACUGUACUAUGAACAUCAAGUGUGAAUAUUCUAGUGUUGCUGCUUGUUCAAGAUAGCUGUGUGCUUCAAAACAGCUCAAUAAACAUCAUACUGUUUCAUACUA
This is a messenger RNA of Oncorhynchus kisutch (coho salmon), 1312 nucleotides long. Its product is annotated as apolipoprotein A-I-1. The record is from RefSeq and is a predicted model, not a curated record. Gene Ontology annotation, biological process: cholesterol efflux; acylglycerol homeostasis; phospholipid efflux. Gene Ontology annotation, molecular function: phosphatidylcholine-sterol O-acyltransferase activator activity; phospholipid binding; cholesterol transfer activity. The coding region runs from base 176 to 964 and encodes 262 amino acids. Gene Ontology annotation, cellular component: chylomicron; low-density lipoprotein particle; extracellular region. The transcript has 4 exons. NCBI's taxonomy places the organism in Eukaryota, Metazoa, Chordata, Actinopteri, Salmoniformes, Salmonidae.